Messenger RNA from Spirometra erinaceieuropaei, 31295 nucleotides. Lineage: Eukaryota; Metazoa; Platyhelminthes; Cestoda; Diphyllobothriidea; Diphyllobothriidae. The record is from the annotation of a GenBank genome assembly.
AUGCCCAUUACAACAUGGCCCACAGGUACGUCCAUGCUUCUUACUUAAUGUCACCUAUCACUCCAUGGUAUUUUGUUAAAUAAUACAUGUCUGCCUGCCUGACUGACUGUGUGUAUGAGGUUGUCUACAAGAACGAAAAUAUGUGUGACAAUUCGCAGGUAUCAACGCCGGUCUCUGUACCCGGAUCUGCUGACAGAUCAACAUUUUGCGCUUCACUGCCGAGAUGCUGGAAGGGUGCAUUGUGGAAAGCAUGUUAAAGCCUAUUACUCGAUUAAUUCACGAUUAUAUGUCACAAAUCUACCUAACUCCUAGAGCCAAAUAUGACAACCGCGAAUGCGCAUUCAUGCAGACAUCAUUAUUCACAGAUUUAACUGAUCGACUCGCAUGAGGUAAGGGAUGUGUCUUGACUUCUGUGAGUAAUGUUACCGUCAGGUGUUUCGCACCUCACUCUGCAUGGCUGUGGCCUCUCCACCACAACACUAGAUAGACUCUGCUGUGCGCAUAACGCAGUUUAGAUGAAGUCUACGCGGACCAAAUUAUCGCAAGAAUUCCAGCCGCGCUUUGUGACUUUGCGAGGCACAAUGUGCCAAAUUCGUAAUUUCACACGCCAUAGUGCAGCCCAAUACCUAAUCAGACUGCCCACAUAAUUAUCUGACAUUAGGCUAUCUGAGAUUUUCUGCGUGAACACCGACCUUUUCGUUAUGCUGAAGCAGCUUUGUAUACAUGGAUAAAACACGAAAACAUCUUCAAAGACGUUCAACAGCUUUCAUUACAAUAAUCAAAAAUGGUUAUGUGCUGGCCAACUGGGUACACCGGCAUGUGUGUGCAUGCAUUCCAACUAGCAACAGUACACAAAAACACGUCAGUUCAAACGUCGUUGCCGACGGUGUCCACUGUGUACUCUACAGCAUGGUGGGACAAGCGACAGUGGCUUGCUCGGGGGUUUAUAGUGCUAGUAGACUUGCGCUGCAUUUACCACAUUCUCUCCUCUUCCCCACCUGAGACGGGUGUCAAGAUAGAGUCAAGAAGACCAGAGAUGAGGGAGGACGCAGAUGUAUGGCAUGGUCGAGCCUUAGCGCUUCACUCCGCACGCCCUAGUCCACACAAAAAAUGACCAGGAUUUUGAUCACCGAACAGAGAUUGGAUGCUGUCAUGGCCGAAGCCGCAACUUGGUGUGCCGCCAACGCCUGGUUCGGAUCGCACACUGUGUUUGGAAUGCCAUAAAGGUCACAUUACGAAUGAGCCAUUGCAGCCUGACCCCCAGACAACCAACCGAACACUGCACACAGACACACGCACAACACUGGGCUGACAGUGAGUUCUAAGUUAUCUUGUCAGUUGGCAACAUUGCAAUUCACGGUUUUUGGCCCACCGUGAUAGCUUUAAGUGAGGAAUAUGUGCUGAGUCGUCGACCUCAGUCUCACUUUCAAUUCUCGUGCAUCAGCCACUGUACGAGCCGGUCAGUUGACUGAAGCGGAGAUUGGGCACGGUGGCCGACAUGUUCUAGUGGACUUGUCUGCUCGCGCCACAUGCACGACCUGACCAACCAAACACAAAUAUACACCAGGAUUUCACACAACGUGGGUUGAGCGGUGUAUCUCUCCCAUACGUGCGAUUGCCAUGGAUGGAGCCGCUUCGACCCCGCCUCCAGCCUAACACUCAGCCAUUCCACACAAACACAAACAACUGGACGGAGUGCGUGUACCAGAAUAGGGCGUCAGUCAGCAACUUGCCAAUCCACGACGCUUGACGCGUCAAGACGGUCUCAGACUCGACUCACUCGUGCAACAGGAGCCGCAUAGUGACCGAGUCGAGACGCAGACUUCCCACUUGCGUGCGAGGUGUCAUUUGGGUGCUUGCGGUGGGUGACGUUGAUGAGCGGUGAGGUGGCGGAGAGGGGGGAUGUGAUGGUGUGAUUCAGCCGGCGGUGGUCUACCGUAGGUUUUCAUGGCUGAAUAAGUCCAUGCGGUGUCUGAAUGCGUGAGGAGAGCGUGGACAGUGGAGGCGGAUGCGGCGGGUGUAUGUGGGUGCUUCAGUCACUGGUUCGCCCGUCUCCGUGCGACGGACUCGCAAGUGAAUGACCAGACCUAUGUGUGAGGCGAAGGAACGGUCACAUUGGGCACACGUAUGGACCGUGUGCACAUCGCUAGAGCUAAAGUUGGUGACGUCGAUGCUUGAGGGCGUGUAGGGAAAGCAUAAAGGUGUGGUGGGUGCAGGACCGCCGUAGCGUUUGUUGAGGUGAUGGAGCAGGAGGUUCGCAGUGGGCGUUCAUGAGUGCGGUCGGUGUUUAUUGCCGACCGGAGGGGGGAGGCAGAUGAGGGAGCGGGACAUCAGGUGAGUCUGCCAGUCCUAUGGCGCCUGGUUCACUUCCGGUAGAAGCGUCUGCUCUCAUACUUGAUAAAUAGUUCGGGAGCAUGGCUGCGCCGUUACACCUGUCGUCAUUCUGACCCUUUGUAGCGCUACUGUUGGUUAAAAUGCUCGUCAAGCGUUUUUUGUAGAUCAGGGGAUGUGGUGAUACGCAUGGGUGCGGGUCUGGCUGUGCCAACCACAUGUAUCCACUCUCAUAUCCGGCCUUCUUGAUAAUGUCUUGUCAUGAGGCACAGGUGAGAAGGAUGAUAAGAAGGAGGUGGAGGAGGAGAGAAUGCGGUAGAUGAUGUGGAAGACUAUUUGCAAUAAAAACUGGCACACGCGUAAUUCGCCGUGAAAGACCAAACUUGCUGAGGACACAUGGUGGAUAUUGUCGAGUUCGUCAGUCGUGUGGGGUGGAUAACAGAGCUAAGCCAACUUUACAGAUAAACAGACUGCGUUUGAGUCGACGCGACUGACAAAUACUUUAUUUAAAUUGUGAAACGCUGUCAAUAAAUAUCAUGAUGAGAUAAAGUGUCAUUGACAUACAGAGAGUUAGAGUUACAGUGUAAAGUAAACAUGGGAAAGGACGGGCAGAAGGCAUGAUACCGUGGCACAUUGCGUACAUCUGUAUGCAACUAAAGACUUGCCAUGCAAAGACAAAAUGACUUCUUAGUCCAGCAUCGUCGAGGAUGACAUCUUAGCCGACACAGUCGAAGUCCAAUGGACUGCAGUAAGGCUCUCCUCAUUGUCGGUUGAUUAUAGCAUAAUGUAUUUACACCAUCGUCCCUAGUCAUUAUGCCCUUACACAAACACUACUUCACACGAUCACUCUGAUUUUCAUAUGUGCAGCCGGUCAGGAGGCGAAAAAUGUCCGUUUCCCGCAUAUUACACCUCGGUCAGUUGUGGUGACUUGGAGUGCUCCGGACAGACCACAAGGCGAAAUCAAGGCCUAUCAAGUCGAGGCAACGAAUUCGGAAACAGGCAGUAAGGAAAUCAUGGUGGCAUUGAGGAAUGAAACAACGUUCUCCGAUCUGGAACCAAACACAACCUACAACAUAUCGAUCAUGGUUGAAAACAUGCCACUCAGUGGUCAUGGUGGCGGUGUCGGACCAGCUGUUACAGCAGCAGUCACGACCUUGCCGUUGGGUAAGCGUUGCAAGCAUAACUUACUGCAUUUUACUGGAUACUGCUGACGAGAAUAAGUCCGUUUCAGUGGAAACGUUCACUUCUGCGCUCGUUGCACUGGAGGUGGUCGGAGCAGUUCAAUAUCAAGUGAAGGAUGAUUGGUUGAGCUGGCAAUAGGUUGUUGGGUUAUUGAAGAUCAUUUGGAAUGAAGUAAGAAGGGGCAAUUUCGUAGAUUCCAAUGUUCUUGUUCGGAAACGAUUUGAUUGUGUCCCUGGGAUAGUGAAUUAGACAACAUGUCAUGCAAUGACACGAAGGUUGCAGGUUAUGUGACUGAUUUCUGACAGUCGGUUGUCCAAAUUAAUUUCUUAAGCCCGCAUUAACGCCACCAGCAAUUAGGAAUACCUAAUAUCCGCAAUGAAUAUACUAGCCUAAUUGUUGUUUAAUCGGGGAGCGUCGAAUGUGAGUUAGUGGAUCAGGAUGCUGUCUUUAUCCAGUGGACAGACUGCUAGAAAUGCGUUUGUUUGGCCGGUCGACUGACUAUCAUCCCACUUCGCACGUGGAAUGAUUCUGACUGGUCUUACGUCUGUGAGCAGGAUGGCUAGCGCAUGCUAGGCUGAUAUUCAUGGAUCUCCUCUAUCUGCAGCAUUCAUCACACAGUUUCUUCUGUCCUCGUGGACUGUGUUCUGUGGUCCCUCUGCAAGGUCGGAUAUGAGCGGUUCUCGGAGAAAGAAUGAGGGUGAGAGACUGGACAUUGACAUUCCCCACCUAGGUGUAUCCCAUUGAGAAGAACCUGCGCAUGCACCCACGUGCUUCUAACUGGCCCACACUUGUAAUACACCAUUACAAUGCAGCCUUAAUCGUGCGUCCAUUGCGCAUAAUGGCUAUUGACCUUAUGCCAUCGCGGUCCACGAAGUGUGACGUGAGAUUUCAAGGGGCACUGUGGUUGGCGCACAGCAUCAAUAAGCAGGACAGUGCGGCCUGCAGGUCUCAGUUAUUGACUAUCCUGUCGACCGACUGAGGACUCCAGUCUUGCAGAUGUGACUUGCUUUGAAAUUUCCCGCCAUUCCAAUAUGUGAUCGCAGCUGAUGAAUCCACUCUGCGCGUAGGCAUGAAUUUCACCAAUUUGGCCCUUUGCAGAUAAUGAGAAUCACAACUUGAAUGUGCAAGGCGUGGCAACGAGUUCGGACUCCAUUCGUGCCACCUGGACGCAUCCGUCUGGCCUUUAUCACCGAGACAUGCAGGAUUACCUUGUUCAACUCGAGGGGCCCCAUAUUUCUCGCCAGAAGUCAGUACGACCAGGCACAACCACCUACACAUUCACAGGACUGCCGCCAUUUACCAACUUCACAGUUGCUGUGAAGAUUAGGUUCCGCAAUACCUCAACAUCCUUUGAGUACGCUGAAAUGCCCAUUACAACAUGGCCCACAGGUGCGUCCAUGGUUCUUGCAUUAAUGCCACCUAUCACUCCAUGGUCUUCUGUUAAAUAAUACAUGUCUGUCCGCCUGACUGACCGUGUGUAUGAGCUGGUCUACAAAAACGCACAUAGGCGUGAUAAUUCGCAGGUAUCAACGCAGGUCGCUGUUCCCGGACCUGCUGCAAGAUCAACGUUUUGCGCUCACUUACCGAGAUGCUUCGAAGCUACAUUGUGGAAAGCACAUUGAUGCCUAUAUCCCAUGUAUUCACGAUUAUAUAUCACUAAUCUGCUUUACUCCCAAAGUCAAAUAUUACAAUCGCGCAUGCGCAUUCAUUCACGCUGGAUGAUAUGUGCUCGUUUGGGCUGUUGGUCGGUCUCAUCAUACUUUUCCCGGUGAAAUCCGUCAAUCUUGUCGAUAGCCAGUGCGGGUGUGAUGGUGGUGAGUAAUGAGAUCACGUUAAAUGACACCAUCACCUCUUCUGCCUCCACUUCGACACGUUUUAUGCGCGUCAAGAACUCUUUUACCGACUUCACUGUCCACCCCGAAUCUUUGGUAAGGAAAUAAAGUCGCUGGUACAGUUACUUUGACAGCCCAAUUUUGGAGUACCACGCAAGGUGACUAUGUGGCUUACCGCCCCCCCCUGCUUAUGGGCCUUUGGUAGGCCGUAGAAGUGCGCCAUCGCGGCAUCACUGGCUUUUGCGGCCAACGCUUCCCUUCUCGUAAGUGCUCCCGCCUUCCUUAGCUUGCCGAUCGUAUUGUUUAUGCUGUUUACGAGCUUUUUAAACUCGCUGACGGUCGACGGCGCUUUAACUUCCUUGUCCAUAAAGAGGUUGUCUAGUUUUGUGCGGUACUCAGCCUUAUCCAUGACGACAGUCGAGCGCCCCUUGUCGGUGGGCAGGGUGACAAUAUCCUUUAUUUUUCGUAUUCUCAGAAGUUAUCGAUCUUCUGCUUUAGAUCUCGUCACCUGGCGUUUGUGUUGGAGGAGUAAGGUCGACACUUGUUUUUGCAUGGGGUUUUUGCACUCCUCGCCUGCCUCACACUUCUGGAGCGCCGAUUCAAACGAUGCAAUAAAGUCUUCUAGUCGAGCAUCUCUUGUGCUGAACUUCGCGUCAUAGGAUAGAACCGAUGGUUGUUGCUAAGUGAAACAAUGAGAGGACAAGUUGUGAACCAAGGCACGGCCAGUAGAGGACUGCUGUGGCGGAGUUACCAGCUGGUACCCCCCGCCCCCCUCCCCCGGAAAUUCUGGGCCAGAUACAUCGACGGCACUUUCGUUGUAAUCAAGAGGAGCGAGGUGAAGGCUUUCAAGGCAUUGUUGAAUUCAAUCUUCCCCGACAUUCAGUUUACUCUGGAAGAGCAAGUCAACAAUCAGUUGCCCUUCCUGGACGUACAAGUUACGAGAUUGACAGACGGGAAGAAAAAGGACAACGGUUUACCGUAAGGCAACAAAUACUACGCGCAUCCUCCAUUUCCGAAGCAACCACCCUGUUGGUCAUAAACGCAGUUGUGUCAGAACUCUCUUUUAGCGUGUUCAAACACACUGUAGCGACGACAGUGGGAGAAAGGAUAAGGUGAAUUACUAAGAGGCCCUUUUUAAAGCCAACGGCUACCCGAAGUCCUUCAAACGCAAUUGCCUCAGAAAGCCUCAUUUUGAACGGUCGAGUGGAGAAAAGCCCAAGUUCUGGCUCUCAAUACCCUAUGUGAAGGACGUAUCGGAGGCGACGGCGAGAAUCUUGAAACCUUAUGGGAUUGGCGUGGCUCAUAAACCAGAAAGCACCCUCAGACAGCAAAUGAUGAAGCCCAAAGACCCUCUACCAACAACAGAGCAGUCGGCGGUGGUCUACAACAUAACAUGUCUAAAUUGCAAUGCGAGGUAUGUUGGUGAAACGGGCAAACCUCUCGGUACAAAAUUGCACGAACAACAACUUGCAAUCAACCGCAAGGACAAGCUGUCUUUGGUCUACGGCCACAUACGAGAACUGGACCACGAUUUUGCCUUUGAGAAUGCAAGGGUAAUUGGUCGAGCCAAUGAGAAGAUGGCCAGACUGGUGCUCGAAAUUUGGUCCUCGACUGGCACACAACCGAGCUAUAAAUCUACAUCCCGCCUAACAGGCGCUGCGUAAAAUGCUCGGCUCAGUCCGGACAGGACCAGUAAGGCUAACGAGCACGCGGGACCGAUAGUCAACGCUCACAGAAAAGAGCGGAGCUGUGGGCCAGAGGUCAUGUGACCAAAGCCGAACACUGUCUCACUUAUGCGUCGGUGAAGAUGAAUGCUGCUCACAUGAACAGCAAUGACCGAUCUGUCCACCGGCUGACGUGGGAUAGGCCAACCGGCACGUUGAUUUGAAUACAAUUACGCCGACCCGAAAGGGAACAAAGGUCACGCAGACCUGUCUGCGGUCAGUCCCGCGGAGGUCUAUGCCAGUCAGCGGCAAACAGGCAGGUCAAAGUUCGUGCGUCGAGCACGGCUAUAAUAAGAGACAAGCGGCAAGAUUGAACAACGGCAGGAGCAACAAGUACGCUACUCAGAUGAUGGAAACGACGAAGUUUCCGAAACGUCAGUUCGAAUACAAUAUGAUCCAUGAAUUCGCCCUCUCGUCUUCUUCGGGAAAUGAUGAAAUAGAUACUAGAUUUCAUAUUUUUCCCUGUGUACUUUUCUGUCCAAUGCCGCAAAUUUGACCAAACUCUCAGCCCCGCAUAUUACAGUGAUGUCGCAUUUUUCUACCCAUGUUUAGAUGUCCUGCAUUUGACCUCUUUAUUUGUAUGCUUUUCAAUUAAACACCUCCCAUGCCUUUAUAUCGAUUGUUGGAGUUGUAUGCACUGCCUUUAUUUUGACCAUUAGUAUUGCCUUCCUUCCCUUCUCAACUUUUCCGCAUUUUGACCACACAGUCGAUUUUCGCUUUUUCUAAACCCACAUGUGAUCUUUUAUCGUCCCAUGGGGAAGGUCCAAGGUUGCAUUAGAAUCAUAGUACCUUUUCGUUAAGGACCAAGUAUAUGGGCAUCGUAAAAAACCACGAAGCAUUACGUGCUAUAGGUUUCACAGCAUGUGUUGCUUGUUAGUUUUUUUUCCGGUCCUUCAUCGGCGAGAUUGCAUUCAUGUGCAAGUAAUUGGUGCUUCUUUUCGGAAAUCUAGAAGGCGGUUUUAAGUACUUUACCUCAUGGCGUUAACCGACCGCAUUAUUAUUUAUUCUAAUGCGUGCAGGAAGUUUCGUCACGAAAAAAGCCCCCUGGGCCUCCGUGUCUGGCUGAAGGUAAGCCAUGCAAUGGUUUCCGAUUCACGCGUCGUAAUAGACAUCCUAGCUUGAACCGCGCAUCUACAGGUCUUUGACGGAUAAUUUGCGUUGGCCAAAAUAUUUCUUCUCAUACUUUCACUAAACUAAUAACAUAUACAUUCGUAAUUCCUAAUUAAGUAGAUUCAUUUUCGAGCUGCUCUCAUUUUCCAACCCCAUUCUGUUUGUAGCUGGUCAGAAAGUGCAGAAGCUGCGCUUAAUACAAGCAACAUCAACAACCGCUAUAUUAUCUUGGAGUCAGCCCGAAUUUCCAAAGGGCAUAAUCAGCAAGUAUCACGUGGAGGUGAAGGAUGCAAUCAGUGGUCAGACGAAAAGCCUGACAAGUACCGAUUCGAACAUUACGUUAACCCAUUUGGGACACUCCACAACGUACACGAUUUCAGUUUCAGUGGAGAACCAGAAACUUCACGGCAAAGGAGGUGGAGUUGGAGAAACCGUGUCAAUGCAGCUGACGACCGAAGGAGCAGGUAGACACAAGGUUUCACAUUUCACCACGUCGUCUGUGAAGUAUGUCGUAAAUUUUAUAAUGCCAACCAGAAAAAGAGAUCCACCGAAAUUUAUACCAUUCCAGUUGCAGUUUUUUGGUAAGGAUAAUAGGCGAGGCCUUUAAAAACCUACUGAUUACAUGUCACCCCGUUAGGUACAACUAUACACGAACAGUGAGAAUCCUUCAUAUUAAAACAAUACUUAGUUCCUUUGAGUAGCAUUAUUUCACAGAAACAAAUUUAAAAGUUCCCAAUCGUUGAUGUAAUGAACUCUCCCUGUCAUUGUCAAAUAUAUUUCACAUUGUAUCCUAACUAAUACCGAAGACGCAGGAGAGCGCUGUCAGUUUCACAAUGUCAUUCUUUACAGUCUCCAUUAAGAGUUGGAUGUACAGUGAUGAAAGGUCUCAGUGGAACGCAGUAAUUUGUCCACCAUGAAAGUACAUUCCGGUCGUUGUUUCAUCCGUAUGUCUUUAUGACGUUAGCAGAUUUAUGAAAACCAUGGCACGUGCCGAUUUGCUUCCCAAUUUCGAGGCCAUUUUACUGAAGGUGGUUCGCACCAUACAACUGGUUCAUUAAGACUUUGUUGUCGACAAGGAUAUUAAAUCUUUUUCAAGAUUAUCUGAGAUAAUGACCGUAUUUACGCUUUCUGCUAACCAUUUCAGUUCGUCCAGCGUGUGGAAUACAGGAACUUACUCCCCCCGCUUGGCUUCCUCGUCAAACUAGUCGACGCGAAGCUACUCCGCAUAGUUGGCCAUGGGCGGUAAGAUAAAGCGCCAGAUUUUGCAUUUUAAAUUUCGUACUCCCACUUUAAGUGAACACCAUCUAUACUGUCCUUCUCACCGCACAGUAUUUAACAGUCUGGUUUUGUCUGUCUGCUUAGAUCUUUGUUGUAUUAAUUUUGAUUUUACAUAGCCUUUUACAUCAACUGAUGGGCUGGUUUUGCAUUUUACUGCGAAUUUGCAGGUUGGUCUUUACGCCAGUGUCAGAGGAGGAUAUCCGUAUUGUGGUGGAACGCUGGUUGCCCCUGAUUGGAUUAUUACUGCAGCCCAUUGUGUUGAAAUGGCCAUGAAAUGCAUACCUGCCCCUGUGGACAAACCAUUCUCCUAUAAGGCUCUCACAAAUUCCACCCUUUUUGCCCGAGUUGGUGAUCACAAUCUUGCCAGAACCGAGACCUCUGAAAAGGAUCGCAUUGUUCAGAACAUCGCAAUGCAUCCGCAAUACCGGUCAGGCAGCAGUGACAAUGACAUCGCCCUGAUGAAGUUGGAAAGACCUGUCGUGGCUGGUAACUGCGCUGGCUUUCUCAUUUGUUCAUGCCUGCCUAUGUCUUUCAUUGUUAUUGCGGACAAAUAUGCAAGUAUACACAUAUUCAUUAUUUUGCUCAUUCGGUAGAAAAUUAGGUCUUCUUCUUAUUUUAUACUCGAAGGAGGGACAUACUUCGGUUUAAGAAGUUUCUAAUUGUUAGGCUUUUACAUAUCAUGAAAUGGCCAAUCAUAAAUCGUCAUGGCUCUGCGUUUAACAAUUGGAGUAGAUGGGUUUACUUAUGAAAUGUUAACCAAAAUUUCGAAAUGCGUUCUCGUUUCGAAAAGAUAAAUUAAGUAGUGUUGUAAAACUAAUCAUGAUGCUGUAUAAAUCUAUAAUGAUCCAGUUACCUCAGUGUGUCAGCUUUCGAAAAAACUUAUUUUCGAUUGCAAAAAAGAUCUUUACUCUGCAAAAAAUGACUACGUAUGUAGCAUGCAAUUUUCUCAUUGAUUUUCGAUGCCCUUGAAAAUUCAAUUAUAUGUCAUGGAAAACAUGCACAAAAAUAUUUAGUCUUUUACUUAUUCGGUAGAAAAUCACGUCAUCUUUCAAUUUUACUUUCGAAAGAAUGGCAUAAAUAAGGUUUUAAAAAGUUUCUAAUUGUGAGAUUUUUUAAUGCCGUUAAGUGGCCGUUCAUAAAACGUCAUGUAUCUGCAUUUACAAAUGUGGCUUGCGAAUUUAACAAUACUGCGCAAAUCCACUGCUUAAACUUAUCAACCUCAUGUAGUCUCCUCUCACCACCGUAGAGAAAUGUAUGGUUUUCCGUUAACGGAAAAUAUACAGCUUGUAGUUUUGAAACCCUGAAUGCAAGUGUAACAGUAGGUCGGGUUCAAAAUUAUUCGGGAAUUAGAAAAGUUUCUUAAAACUGAAUUAUACUCUUUUUGAGCAUGAAAUUUGAAGAAGACGUAAUGUUCUACCGAAAAAGUAAAAGAAUAAAUAUUCUUAUGCAUGUUUUCCAUUAAAUAUUAUUGAAUUUUGAAGGGCAUCAAAAAUCAAUGAGAAAGGUGCAUGCUUCUUAAGUAGUCUAUUCUUCAGAGUAUAGAUCUUGCAUAGAGCCGGAAAUAAGUUGUUUCGAAAGCCGACACCUUGAGAUAACUGGAUCAUUAUAGAUUUAUUCUGCAUCAUGACUAGUUUUACAACACUACUUAAUUUAUCUUUUCGAAACGAAAACGCACUUCGGAAUUUCGGUUGACAUUUCAUGAGUUAGCCCACCUACUCUAAGUAGCUAGUCAAACAGAGAAUAUUGUUAUAAUCAUACCUAUCAAUCUCACAGGACAAGCACAUGACCACACAUAAUGGAUUGUUCGUAUGAUUCUGCUCAUCACGUGAGCAAAUUUAUGCGUUGUCGUUUAUAUCUAGUUCGCUAUGGUCAUACUUGAACAGCAAUCAAUGUUUGGCGAUUGUCUAUUGUUAGAUGAAUGUCAAUCCAACUUUGCAGAAGUAAAAGGCAAUGAUGCCCACACUUCGCUACAUGUCCUCUACCGUUGUGCUGUUUAGCGCGUUGGGCAUCACAGACGCGAUGCUGAAGAGUUUUUCAGUCAGUCCCGGAAAUAAUUUUGACUUAUGGCCACUGAUUAAGUGAACAUCAGGUUAAAGAAUGUGGGAUCAAAUACAUAGUCCUCGUCCAACUCAUUUCUUGCCGAGAAUGCUUCAGAGACUCGCUGUUUCGUCCACAACGCGAUCUGUGAUCCAGUUCUGUAGUUGUCACAUAAUCUGCGUGCGUAGAUCUGACCAUCCUAAUCCCAGUAUUAUCUUCAAGGUAUUACUACAGUUCACUGUGUUUAAGGCCUUCUUAAGGUAGGGCGAUGACAAACCCGCAUUUCCAAAAAAAAUUUGUAAUUUGCGAACUGCAAUAAUUAUUCUCCUGGUUUUCGGAAUUCUUUUCGGAAUUCCUGGUGAUCUUCUGUAAGGCCUCCCUGAUCCUGUUGCGUGUACUGUCAAUUGCAUAGGACUGUCAAGCUAAUUUUGCAGUAAAUUCAAGUUGUGGUAUGUUUCUGUGGGCAUCAUAUACUUGCCGGUUUUAUGAAGUUUUCCGGCCGUAUAUUUCGGAUUUGCUACGCACAUUGUUGUGCUUGCUCAAACCUGCAUGCAUAGUGUCGCCUAUGCGUGGCAGUAGCUGGCAAGUCGUCCACAGAAAAUAGCCAUCGAAAGUGUUUGGUCAAGCAGCGGUCAUUUAAGCAGGUGAGCAAGUCGGAAUCGCUAGUUCAGCUGAGCCGUGUGUUCACUUCAAUGGCAACGUAUAAUUUAGAAAAGCAUUUGGCGAGCAUACGCGUGCUUUCAAUACAUUAUCAACGUCCCUGUUCAUUUAUAUGGGAACGCGGUACAAACUGAGCGUGUGAGCGAUAAGUGCAAUCGAUUACGGCUUGUCUUUUCACACCAACCGGGGUAUGGGAAUGGGUAGGAGGCAGUAAGUGACCGUGAGGGUUAGGUAGAGACGUGUCGCAAGGGGAGGGAGGAGAGGAGGGGACAGGGGCGCGGAGACAUGCAUACAGUUAAAUGAUCCUUGCCCGCGGCCUGCUCCGAUGGUUGCAUUGGUCGUAAGAGUCCGCGCCUCUCCAUAAGAAUCCCAGAUUACCUGCCGGUAUGGCUAAGGAAAGGUGAAGUUAAGAGCAUAAGCAGCUCCAUCCUCGCAUACAUGGUUAAUUUUUGGCAUCGUGUGGAUCCCAACAAAACAUUCCGUGUGAUUUACAAGUCCCCACCUACCUAUCCUAUAGGUCAGCGCCCACUGGCAACAACACAAGCGACUGCCAUCAGGCUACAGGGCUCGAUCAUGUGCGCGCAGAACCUCUUUGCGUCUGCCGUGGGAAUUGAUCGAUUGACUUUAUGCCAUGUUUCCGCGCACCUCUCCUCUCCCCUUCCCCUUGUGACACGUCUCUACCUAACCCUCAGUAUCAUCUACUGCCUCCUCUACCCUCUAUCAAGUCACAUAGCCCAUUUAUAUGAAAAGACGAAGGUUAGUCGAUUGCUCUUAUCGCUCGCACUUUUCACUUUGUGCCUCGUUCCCAUAUAAAUGUGCCGGCCUGAUGCGAAUUAAUCGGAGGCACGCGUAUGCUCGGAAAAUGCUCUUCUGAUUUCCUCCAUGGGAAUUUUCGCCACUUUGAAAUGUAGAGUGCACUGAUUCUUAUAUUGCACGAACGGUAAUGCCAAUAAAGCCUCUUAAACGAAGAGAGAUGAAAGUCGUUCGGGAUCAUUUAACAAGCAGUAUUCGGAUUUCGAAAUACGUAUUUAUAUGCUGAACUAAAAUGCAAAGCGGAGUUAACGACAUGCGCGUUCCAACAUCUACUCUAACCCCAUAUAUAGAAGAGCUUAAAGUAUGCAUACUGUUUGCUUACAACACAAUUUUUUUAUCUUCUUUAGAUACUGCAGUUGGCUUUAUUUGCCUUCCAAACAGCGACUCGAUUGGAAAUACGUCCAAAGAAUGUACAUAUGCGGGCUGGGGCUCAGUUUCUCACUCAGGCAUCAUCGGACAUCGGAACGCACCAGUUCUAAUGGAAGGCAGUGUAAAAAUUGAAUCCCAAGACUUCUGUAAAUCGCCCGCGCAGGGUUUCGAAUCUGAAGGGCAAAGUUGCCUUGCAACACGAACUGGUGUAAGCUAUCAACAUAACAUGGUUUUUUAACUGCCCAAAUUUUCGCGUCUAUUUGAAAGUUUCUAAGCGCAUUUUUCCUUUUUAGAAUCCGUGUUGGGGAGACUCCGGCGCUGGUGUCUACUGCACUGGAGUCGAGGGAGCAUGGUUCCUAUAUGGAGUCCUCAAUCGAGGGGACUUCCUUUGUGGGGGUCACUAUGCCACGAGUACAAAGGUGUUUCCCCACCUUGACUGGAUCAAGAAAAUAAUUACGUCAAAUGCAGUUUUCUGAAAUGAACUCUGCGUGAUAUGGGUUUGUUAAGAGAAGUGAUGUGAAUAUCAUUCCAAUUUUAGAACUGCAAACUGUUGCGGAUAGUAUGCUGAUUUCUUGACUGGGAUUACUUUUUUUCUGUUAAAAGCAAGGUAUUAACAAAUAAACAAAAUCGGUGUUUUAUAUUUUAUUAUGAUGGGCUACUCAAAGUCAUUAGCGUAGCAAGCGCGCUUGUAUGAACAUUCAGUUUAUGACAUCGGUUUUAAACGUUUUUAUCACCGAAAACUAAGAUAUUUGUCAGGCGUUACAAUUCAAAGUGAGAUAUGUGUAUGCAGCCGUAUCUGAUGGAAAUAAGACUGUUGGGGCUAAGGGUUAUAGUAAGGGGUUAGAGUGAGGGGUUGUUGUUAGGGGUCAGGAUGACUAUUUCUAAACCACUCAAAGCAAAAGCGCGCAUUUCCAUUAGCUUUUAUUUUGCAUACAAUUACUUGGCCUAUUCGGAUUUGAGUAUCCCGGCCCCACCUAUAAAAACCUACUACGACCGGUCCCAUAUAACUCUUGGCUAGGGGUUAGUUUACCUCAGGUGAGGCUACGUAACCUUAUCUGACCCAAUCCGAAUUCCUCGUAAUAAUGUUCCACAAUAUCGAUAUACCUAUCGGGAAGUAAGAUUUCUUGUCACUGUAACAUAACGCUGUGUUUUGGCUAACUGUGCAGGUUAGUUUAUUGGUGAGCACACUCGGAUCUCGUGAAAUGCAUUGAGGAAUUCAGGAGACGACGAUUCCUAGAACAAGAAGUGUACUGGUCUGACGUUUGAGAUUCUUACUCGAAUCUAUAGUCAGACACAAUUGUGGGUAAUGGUGGUGGAGGAAUAGAGAGGGCAGAAUUAACAGUACGAAGCUGCCGUGGGACCACAAAUGUACUAUAAUUAAUAGAUAAAAUAAGAUAGCUCUCGCGAUCACCGAUGGGGGUCUUAAUUGACACGUUCAAGGCUCAUCAGUCUGCGUACGAGUUGUUAACUGCUGCGACUUCAUCAUACAUGUUUGAUGCUGGCAUGACAAUUAAUCGGUCAUUUAGCUAGCUGUCACUAAGAUUGUUGCCCGCCGCGCGCUAUCCACGGGACUGAUUUCCCUGUCCAGGAAAAUUCUCCAUUAAAUAUGGUAACGGGGUUUAUUGCGCUUGUUGAUGGAUUGCGGGACUGAGAACCAUGACUCGAGCGGCUCACGCGGUUGCCAACUAGGCAAGAAAGUUUUUUCACUGUGCAUGAAUGCACCCGUUGCAUGUGCCUCAACGAGGUGCCUGCAGAUGGCAAAAUCUGUCCACGACAAUCUGUGAAUGUAUCAGACGUUUUUUAGAGGUAUGUGAAUUCCCAAAGCAAUAUUCAGCAUAUAAGUUGACGAGCACACAUCGCUUUCGAUAAAUUCAGCGGUGACAAAGAUAUUAUCCACAAAACGACCGUAAGGUUUAAGCACAUCUGUCGAUUACACACAUUGAAGGAAAAUGUUGUUCCCGAAAGCUCCUUUACAAAGAAACGCUGCAAGUGAACUUCUAAGAGGACGUCUUGAUCAAGUUGUCUCGAGAUCCUUCCCAACAGCAAGUGUCCGAAUAUCACACUCUACUAACUCAAUUUUACGCGCAGAAGGCAAGGAUAGGCUGCCAACUCAGACCACCUCAGUGUGCAUCUAUUCCUUCAUUUGUUCCUAUGGGCCAAGCUAUAUUGGUCGUACGAGCCGACGUCUUCCCAAAAGAAUACAAGAACACCUCCUCGCAUGGCUAGCAAAAGACGAAAUUAGGGAAAUAAAAAGCGCCAUCCUUGCAUAUGCACAUGAUUCAGGGCAUCGUGUGGCCCUCGCUGAAGCUUUUCUUGUGAUGUUUAAGGUCCCCACGCACUAUCCUAAGUGCCUACUAACAACAGAAUAAGCGGCCGACGUAAGCUUAGGGAAACCGAUCCUAUGGUUGGCUGACCACAUGCAACUUCCUACCACUUUUCGCUCUUCCAGAGCCUGUAUUUUAAAACUAACUUUUAUAGAUUUUUCGAUCACUGGCAUGUUUGACUAUACCCCGUUCCCAUAAAAUUGUACUGGCCUAAAGAGAAUUUAUCGAAAGCGAUGUGUGCUCGUCAGCUUAUAUUCUGUCUUUGUGUUUGGUUUGGGUGCAGUGAUUGAAUGCUAGAGAAAGUGUUUCUUGCAUCUAUUCCCCAUACGUACAGCAGACCUAUGGCCACACUUGAUAAUAGAUUUUUGUCUCAUCUACAUUACUAUUAUGUGGCUUAUUUCCUCCUUCAAGUGUGAUUUAAAUUUCCUAAGGUACGUUAGAUGUCUGUAUAGAAAUGGACGGCACUAUCAGCACAUUAGAACUCCAACAUUAAAAUUGCGUAGUAUUCAAAAAACUGCUCUACAUCCGCCAAUUUACUAUAUGACCUUAUUCCAGUAAGUGAAUCUUAUAAUGUACGUUGAAGCAUACAAUCAGUGUUGCGCAUGUAGAACCACAUAUCCCCUUGUCAUGACAAUGACUAGUCUCUAACCGAUGAACGUCCAUGUUAAAGCACCAGUAUGUAGCCACAAAACGAACAAGUGUUCAAGCGCAAAAUAUGUGAAUUGACCUUAGCCCAUUCCAUUUUACGGGAAACAAAACAAUUGUUCAAACCGUCAGUAUUCAUUUACUUAAUGCAUUGAAUCAGGAUUUUGAUAAUGUUUAGAAAUACAAUCUUCUGCAUGAGUUAAUUUGAGCGAAACAUUUGUGUUGAACCUUUGAAUUUUCCGUUUGUUACAAGAAAGCGAAUUAUAUCGAAAGUUUAAAAAUGGAACAUGAAACGGAUAUCGAAUUUUUUCCGAAACCAGUCAGAUAAACGAAUUUCUUCAUGUGUGACAAACAACAGCGCUACGGAAUGUGCCGUACCGUAGUUAUUCUAUGCAUAAUUGGUGCAAUCUCAAUUUCUGAGGGAGACGUUACUGGAAUUCAUGCAGUAAUUUAAUAACUUUAGUAGACUAAGAAAUACAAUGUCCUGCAAGCCUGAUAAUCAGACUACCGCUCUAGAUAAGGAUGUUUCUGUCCCACAUAGCGGGCGAAGUCCUGAGAGGUGCGUGAUAUCGUCGGACACUGCGCAUAAAUGAACGCUGAGCUGACCGAGGAGUUUGGAUUGAAUUGCCAGUCCGCGCUCUUUAGGGCCAUGCCUUCAAGUGCGCCGUAAUAAUGUCAUGCACGUCAGAUUGCUUACAGUAAAGAGAAUGCGUUGAGAGUUGACCACACUCUCUUCACUUUCCCCUGCAUUAAUCGAGUACAUGGGCCGGUCAACCAACUAAUGGCGAGAAUGUAAUAAACAACUAACAGAACUAAAUGUGGUUUGUUUGCUCCUACCACGUGUGCGAACUGCCGAAGCCUGAUCUAACGAAUUAAUGGGGUGACUAUAGAUUUAUUACCAACAUGAUUUCAUCAGUUCCUUUUUUAUGCAUCACCGUUGACUUAUAUAGAAAUUUUCACUGUCCGAAUGCGGUGAACAAAGUUGUUCGCAAUUAUUUCGCGAAUAGCACAUCUCUUUCGCAUUUAUGUUCCAUUAUCAUAUUUAUGAAUUCUCCUUACUAAAGCUGCGAGCAAAGUUUUGCAACUUAACUAUUUUCCCUUGCAUCUGUACCGUCUAAAUGGAGUUUUCAGGACUUCUGUCGUUUACUCUAAAUGUACUGACUGAUACUGACGGACUGCCUGACCCGUUUUUUGCAUGACGCACCAGAAUUUCACACGACACGAGGAACUGCUCGUAGCGCACAUGCACCAGAUGGGUUACAACCAGAGAGGGUCGAAGAAGGCACAUCCGCCUCACAUGAAAACCCCUGGCUCGUAGUUGUGUUGUGCGGCAUCUGUGGUAUUCAUGUGGGUCGCCUGUGUUGAUGGGGAUAUGUGUGAUGAUGUGGUCUAGCCUGCAGUGGCUUACCGGGUGUUUUUUGCGGCGCAUUGGAUAAGGAGGCUUCGCGACAGCUGAAUUUGCAAGGGUAAUGCGUACACUUCAGGCGAUGGUGACAGGUAUAUGUUGGUGUUCUAGGUACUUGUUGGCCAGUCGCUGUGAGGUGAAUACGGUAGUAACCGACCAGUCCAACGUGUGAUGUGCAUGCGUAAGGGCAUCUUGGACAACAUAGGUUGGGCGUGGCAAACACGAUCCCAAUGUCAAUGCUGCGUCUGGGGAUUCUACUGGUGAAUGGGGAGUUGGCAGUGUAGGACACGCGAAGGACGCUAUCAGCAACACCCCAGAUACACAUGACCAGAGAGUUCAGAGUUACUGUAAGAAUUCAUUAUUAAAUUUCAAACUACCUGACCACGCCGUACACUUGCCUUACGAAGUAACCUCUGCAGGCUUGUGUCUGUUCAUCAAAACAAACGGUUCAUUCAAAGGAAAGUGAUCAAGUUGUUAGAGGCAAAUAAGUCUACCAUCUGGGCACAGUUAUUCUGUUAGUGGAAAAGUUAUGUAGUGUGCGAGGUGGGUUUGUUGUGUUUAUGUUACAGUGAAUUUCGCGCUCCUGUAUACGGAUGUAGCUGACUAGGGCUAAUGUGGUAAGUAAAUGGGCUUGGGCAGUGUGGAUAAGGGAGAUGUAUGUGGUGAUUCUAUGAUGAGGCCACCGGCACUGAUGUCCCCGCAUUGGCGCAGUCAACUGCCAGUGGACCGGUGAGGCCGUCACAUGAAUUGAAGGGGCGACCAAGGAGGACAUUUUGGGAUCGAGUCCACAUCGCAGAGGGUAGGGCAGUGGUUUCGAUGCUUGUGUUCGUCGGACAUCGAGACAGUUUGCGUCAGUGGAAACUGGGAGACCUGGUAUUAUGCGUCGUCUCGGAUGUUAUGACAAGGAAGAAGUUACUGACAAUAGUCAGUAGUAGCGGAAGAUUAUACGUGUGAUCACCAGUGGGGAGUGUAAUCGCCAUUAUUUCUCCCACGAGAGUUUGCGCAGGAUACAUGUAGACGCAGACUGUGAGUUUGCUGGCCCGCCCUAGUAUUUUUGUGUCCUAGAUCCUGUCCUGUAGAGUCGGCAAUUACGUACUUGCUUCAUGAUACGGGUUCGGCCGCGCCAUCCACAUGCGUUGUCUCCGCCUUCUGUCCUCCUUAUUCUGUCUUCACACCAGCUGAAGGUGGGGAGGAGGUGAAAAUAUGGUAGAUGAUGCGCAAGUCUUGCCUCACUAUAAACCUAUUCACGUACAAGUCACCGUGCCUGUAUACGGAUGUAGCUGACUAGGCUAAUGUGGUAAGCAAAUGGGCUUGGGCAGUGCGGAUAAUGGAGAUGUAUGUGGUGAUUCUAUGAUGAGGCCACCGGCACUGAUGUCCCUGCAUUGGCGCAGUCGACUGCCAGUGGACCGUUCAAGCCGUCACAUGAAUUGAAGGGGCGACCAAGGAGGACAGUUUGGGAUCGAGUCCACAUCGCAGAAGGUAGGGCAGUGGUUUCGAUGCUUGUGUUCGUCGGACAUCGAGACAGUUUGCGUCAGUGGGAACUGGGAGACCUGGUAGUCUUCGUCGUCUCGGAUGUUAUGACAAGGAAGAGGUUACUGACAAUAGUCAGUAGUAGCGGAAGAUUGUGCGUGUGAUCACCAGUGGGGAGUGUAAUCGCCAUUAUUUCUCCCACGAGAGUUUGCGCAGGGUACAUGUAGAGGCAGACUGUAGGUUUGUUGGUUUGCCUUGGCUGCUGAGAAUUUCGGCCCGCCCUAGUAUUUUUGUGUCCUAGAUCGUGUCCUGUGGGGCUGGCAACUCCGUAUUUGAUUUGGCACUGCGCGUGACUCUGCUGUCUGAAUAAACGAGAUUGUUAAUAAUACUGAUUUGAGCGUCGCUGACAGUAAGACAAAGGGCGUCGUAUUCAGUCUCGUGGGACGGCGGAUGCAUAAUUUUUCAUGCAUCUGGUAAACAGCAGAAAUACGUAUCACGACUCAUAUCAAAAAUAGGGAGAUUAGGACACGACAGUGGGUACACCACCGUCUGUCAGGUACCAUUAUGGUAUAUUCUUAGGCGGAAUGUAUUCUUGUGCUGAAAGCCUGACUGCAACUUUCCAUUUACCCCUAAAAACUACUUUUUCUUGGAAUUUAAUGCAAAGGCAUCUGUAAUAUGAUCGGACACGUAUUCACGUGUCCUUACCUAGGAAGAUUUAACUUGGAUUCGAUAAGAUGUGCGCAGUGAUAAACACUAUGUCAGCUCAGGUCUUGUUUUCUGGCAAUCUUUCGUGUUUAAACUUCUCGUCUAUUCAACACAGAUGCCUGUCAAUAUCUGCGAAAUUUCUGACCUACUGUGUGGGAUAUCGGUACAAUCUGAACAGGUUGACCAACUCUCCCUCAUCUCUGGUAUUCCUCUGUAUGGGUGAUAUAUUAUCCAACGCUGACUGACAUGUGAAAUGUUAAGACUGCUAAGGACUACUGUUUUGCCGCAAAACGGUAUGACAUAAUACCAAUAAAACAAAUCGCCACAUUCCUAAUUUACCCUCUUCCCGCCCACAGCAUGAUUUCCGAGCACGACCUGAAUAUUUAUCUCCACGUACUCCUCCUCCUCAUCCUCCUCGUCGUCCUCCUCCUAUAUAAACACAUGUUUACCAUACACUUGAGACAAGGAUGUGGCGUAGAAGCCAUCUCAGUUUUGUAAAACGCUUCACAGAAACUGUUGCCCAUCGUGAUCAUGAUCAUAACGUCCCCUUGCUGACGAAAUGCAAAAUCAAUAAGGCCGGUAGAAAUUAUGUAAAGUAAACGGUCUGCUAUAUCGGAAGCUGUUGCAUUAAGAUGUAUCAGCCAAACGUUUCAUUGUGCAUUGCUGACUUUGAGAGAGAAUAAGAAGGCUAAUAUGGGAAAGCUAAUAAAGAAUUUACCAUGAUUAGACAUCUUUAGUAAUUAACAUUGUACCGAUUUCCAUAUUUACGCUUUGGAGCCAACUCAGGUGCGGGGUUUUUGGCUCUUCAGUAUUUAGGAACUUCGAUUUUCUCUUAUCAGAUUUGUUAAUGCUGCUACACAGUGAAUAGAUGCAAUAACAUCAACGUCGACAGUCAUUGAAGAUGUGUUAAAUCAUUUAUUGUUCACCUAAGAUUCGCCUUUCAAACAGGAAUCAUACGGCCCCGCUAAGUGUUGCUUAAUCUUCAGGCACGUUUCUGUAUGCACCAGCACCAGGGUGGAGUUUAAAAACUGUAUGCGUCGAAGUCGGUGACUGUGCAUGCACUUUUAUCGCUCAAAUCUUAACUUCCAAAAAAGAUGGAAAAAAGAGGAUUGCUCUGACUCAGGGCUUAUCAGGUAUGUUGGCAUUCACGUCACACCAUAAUUUUUUGGCGAAAUAUGUGAAAUCAUAUUAACGUAAGUGUUUCGGAGCUAAAGCAUGGAAGUUCCCAUGGUGAUCAUGGACGACUACCUGAACAAGUUUCAGAUUUAUUUAGCUAAAAGAAUUGCAAGCGAAUCCACGGACUGCGUUUACUGUGCUUCAUACUGCCCGAGAUUGAAACUCACGUUUCUUGACGUCCUCACGCCUGUGGGCCACACCCCCGUUUGCUAUUUCUAACGCCUGUUCAUAUAAUUUAACUUAUUAUCUUCGCUUAAUAAGACACUAUGGAAACGAUAACACUCGCAAUAAUAAUGUUGUUUAGUCUUUAUGCCACUUAUUUUAGCGAUAUCCCUUUUUAUCAGUAAAAUUUUGGGCAAAUUUUAUGCUAGUUAGGGGAUUUUUACGGUUUGAAAUUGUACAUCAAUAUAUUUUUAUUGUCGUCUCAUUUCCAACUGAAUAGGCGUUUACUUAGAUAAAACACAUAAUUUAGAUUUUUAUAUAUCAUACACCAUAUAUUAAUGUUUGGGAUAUCUACGAGAUGGCUCUUUCGAAUGCUUCCCUCAUCCAUAUUUUUUCCGCCAUUUUUGUCUUGGUGCUAUCUGCUGAAUCGCUUUAUAAAUAUAAUAAUCAAACAUAUAUUCCUUUAGUUUAUUCAGGCAGGCCGUUUUGACAAAAUUGGAGGCUUAAGUGUUAACAGAAAUCAGGGAAACGGGUUGUUAGUCAAUGUUCACGAGAAGAAAUGGUAAGUUAAAAAUUUGAAAUGUUGAAAAAGGGAAUGUCGACUUACACAUGCAGCUAUAUCGAUUCAGCUUUAUAAACCAUAUGAAAGAUAAUUAAGCGAGGGAAUGAAAUGCUUUUUUUCUAAAUUUCGUUUCCAAUAUCGACAUGAAGACGUCAAGCAAAUAUUCUUUGAACAUGUAUUACAGAUGUUAUGUUAGUUCACAUUUUUUUAAUCAUCAUCUCAUGACCAUUACGGACUUAUCAGCCGAACUGACACAAAAAUCUAAGAAUAUGUGAGCAUUAAUGCAUGCAUCGCGUGAACACUUUUGGCAGGAACGCCGACCACCGAGAAGUGAUGCUCUUAAUGAUGGUCUGAAAGACCGAUGUUGCAUUUUUACUCCAUUUUGCUAAUUUUGUUGCUGAUAGAGUUCACUGCGUCGAUCGCUGAGAAAUUUAACCUCCUUAUACAGGUUAGACUUUUAUUUCGAAUUCUCGUUCUUUAAACUAAGAAGGUUUAGGUAAAAUGUGGGGAAAGCUGUUAAACAUGGACAAAUUGGUAAGGACCACUUGCCAAAUAACUGCCACAUCGAAAGAAAAGAGGUGCUUACUUUAACAGUUUCAUCUCUGUGACAUAUAAUAUCUUUGUUAAGAAUGAGACAAUUCACUUAAAUUCGCCAUGUACAAUGGACGUUUUGACAUGACUGAUUGACGGUGACGUCAUUCCCCAAAUCCCCAUUAAGAUUUUUUGCGAGAAAGUUUUUAUUUUGUGAAAUCAAGAUUGAUACAGGCUGUGAAAUAAGUCUUCAUUCAUGGGAAGGGGCUGCAUAUUAUACAUUUUCUGUCGCCUUACCGCGGUCAAAACUAAUAAUUAGGACUGCGUGCUGCUAUUUGUGAGUAUCAAUGUCCCGGUUUAAAAGGAAAACACAUCAUUUCACGAGGAAUUUGCCAGACAAAUCAUAUAACUGAUAGGGUUUGGUAGUUGGUUGGACCCAAGGAAACGGAAAAUGAUAUUGAAAAACCUAUUGCUUUUUGAAAAUGUUGGGGACGGUUUUACGGACAUACUGGCAGUCUGUCUUAUCCGAUCAUCAGCGCCAAAAUAAUUAAUAAAAUUAAUGCCUCCGCUUUUGCUCGUGAGCUGUGUGAGUAAAGUCGAAGCCCACUCAGUGAGAAACUCACGAACGCAUGUAACCAUUACGAGUGUCACUGCAUUCAGCUCAGUUUCGUGACAUUCUGCCAAGGCCAUCGUGGUGAGCUUUGUCCCCAUUCGGCGCUCGCCUGCGCGACAAAACUACACUCACGCACGUGUGAAGAUUGAACUUGGUGUUGAGCGCGAUCGAUGGUGCCUCACCAGUCUUGCGGGCCUCUCAUGAUCGUGAAGCUACGAAUUUCAAAUGCGCCUGCGUACUAGGCACGUAGAAGGGACACAUUUAGUAGUAAGGCUUAUUUAAUUACACAGAUUGUGCCGCCUCAGAUCGUUGUAUUUUAUGUUAACUUAUUGACUUGGCAAUAUUAUUAGUCAAGUACGUUCUAUCUUAAUUUAAUUGGCAUUACGCAUGUGAGUGUAUUAUACUGUUUGAUACUUUGCCUAUGAAGGCUACACGAGUGUACCCUGAUUUCGAUAACUACAGCAGAAACAAUAAAGGAUUGACUGUCUAGAAAUAUAGGAGAUCAGUGACGAGAUCGUAUACGAAGCAUGAACAAACCGUCAUUGACCGCCCUCAUUAAAUAUUAGUCAAAGUCUGAGAUGCGUUUACGAUUAUGAAGGCACAAUUAGAUGGGAUUUUAAUACGAAUUGAUAUCCGGCACAAUGCUUUUAAUUUAAGAACACACCUUCAUAACGUCCGUUAAAAUCCGCAGUUGUGAAAAUAUAAUCGUCAUACUGGCACGCAUUUUUUACAUUAAUUUUCAAUGUCCGCAUGAAUGUUGCCAUAGUUCAUAAAGAAGCAUGCAUAUCUUAUAUUAAUUUGACAAUUAAUCACGUCUUUUUACAUGUUACAUUUAGAAAAAGGGUGUUUUUAGGUUUUGGAAUAAAUUGAAACUUCGGAAUAGUUUUGUUCCAAAUGGCUCCUCAGAUUAACGUAUAACGAUUUGAGUCUUCAAGAUAUGUGCUCUACUAAGACAUAUAUUAAAACUAAUAAAGACAACAAAAUUAGUGCGAAAAAAUGCAUAUUACUUGAGCAGUCCUCGUUAAACAAGUAUGAACACAAGCCAAAAUCCGUUUCAAUCUGAAAUUCCAGGGGAUAAGUAUUAAAAAGUUACUUAAGCCAUUCAUCCUAAGCAUAAACGCAUUCCAUAAUUCCGGCUUAGUUAAAUGUGAUCACUCACUCACCGUGUGAUGCUAGUUUAUUCAGGCGGAUGGGUCUAAGAGUUGUUAAAUCUUAUUGUGGGUGCAGGACUAUGGUACAUUUGUUUACCACAUGAAGACACCAACACGCUGCACGUUUACCUGAAGAGAUAACAAUGGAAGACGCCUACUUUGAUAGCUUUUAAAAAACAGUCAGAUCUCUCGUUUCACAUACGUCUACGGAGAGUGAAACUCCCUUAUGGUAUUACUAACGCCUGUUCACGUAGUUAUACUUAUUAUCUUCUGUUUUGCAGUAAUGCCUUGCCUUAUGAGACACUAAGGACACGUGCACACUCGCAAUAAUAGUGUUGUUUAGUCUUUGUGUCACUUAUUUUAACGAUCUGCUUUUCUCUCAAUAAAUUUUAACGCAAAUGUUAUGCACCGAGAAGUGAUGCUUUUAUUUCUGAUCUGAAAGACCGCUAAGGCAAUCUAUCCAAAACAUCUAACAGUUUUACUCCAUUUGCUUAUGUUGUUGCUCAUAGCCGCCAAAACCGAACGCCUCAACCUUUUUGAGCGUAUUUCAACCCCCAAUACAUAAAUCAAAAAAAGUUAGAGUUCAGUGCCUCGAUCGCUCAGUGACUGCAUAGUAAAUUGGGCGGCAGUACUUACUCACGUGUAAUUGGUGCGGUCGCUGUUGUCUGAUCUGGCCCAACUCGAUUAUGUCUCCAACUAGAGCUCUCCACGCGUGACGAUCUGCGACGGUGAAUCAAACGUUUGCAUCAUUCCUUCCUCCAGAAUUAACUAGUAACCUCCAUGAUCUGACGAACUGUAUCAAGUAAGGUUUUUCUUUUACUUCGACUCCGACAUCCACAGGUAGUCAACGACGCCGAAUUGGGGUCAACAACACUGGAUUUAAGAAGCAGAUGGUGAAGAACCUGCUUCGUUCAUGUUCCUUAGAUGACCUAAGGUGUUAUCUCGAGACUGCGGCAUGUGAGUACUCCCUUAUUUGAGAUAAAGCCUCCGCACUCGGUUUGAAGGGUAGUCCUCAGGCUGCGGUGGUCGAAGUCCUCCAGUUUUUGCCUAUUGCUCAUACAUAUAUUUCAGCAUUUACAACCGUACAGGAGGGCUGAUUUUGGUGAUGCCUGGAACGGGCUAAUCUUUGUGUCAAUGAAGACAACGUAACGAGUCGUGAGCACAAUCUCAAGAUUGUGAAAACCUCCGAGAAGCAUCUACUCGGGAAAGGGGUCGUUAUGUAGUCGUUCUGUCAUCAGCAGCCUCACUAAAAGGUAUUUUAAACUGUCUGCUUCUUCAUUUUGACGGUUUUUUAUCCCGAAGAACGCACUGUUCUGAUCAUUGAUGGAGUGUGAAAAUACAGGCUAACGGGCUAGUGGCCCAGUGUUAGGGGCAUGGACUUCCACUUAACAGCUCACGAGUUCAAGCAUCGGGUGUUCCACACUUCGGCGUUGGGUAUGACUGGCUGACGACGGCUAAUAAGCCAGAAAUAGCCAUUUCAGUCCCCCUUGUCUUUUUCGAUAAUGGCAUACUACAUCUAAGAAUUAUGCAACGACUUACCAUACUAACAACACAGGUAUUAGAUUAAAGCCCAGACACGCGUGUUUCGUCGAUCUCAUGCCGCUGCCUGACGCAGCUGCGAGGGGUUCGGCUCGUCAGUAGGUCCCUCAGCUUUCCCCAUGUGUUUUCUGGUAUAUGAACUCCAAUUUCAACUUGCCUUGUUUAGUUACCGAACUUUUACAAAUAAACAGGUCGAUUUGGCAACUUUAUUUAAAACUAACACCACAGCCUGUAAGAAACGAAGGACUAGGACUAGAAGUUUGAUAUAAGCUGAGUAGUCGCGAUCAGUUACCCGGUGCCAGGAUGCAAAUCCCACACUGUCAGAUUCGUUUUAGUCCCUUUCAAGAUACGAGUCAUUGGCGUACUCGAUCCGCAUAAAUAGUGUUAUACGUCCUUGUCGGACGAUAGGCUAUUUAUCAAAUGACGCAAUAAUAGUUUUGGAUAAGAAAGUGUGCAUUGCUGGGAGGAUAUUAGGCUUUUGAAAUGGUGGGGAUUUUUGCCGGCAAGUCAAAAGGUCUCAGGAUGGACGAACUCGAACACUGCUGCAGAGUAAACAAAGAUAAAAUGCCAGUCUCCAGAAAAACGGGAAAAUUUUAAAAAUGGUUCUAAUGUUAAUAUUUCAUCCGCACAUAUACGUCCAGCACAAGUCACGUACACUCCAAAACCACCUGAAAAUGACGAGCCAGUAAGCCUUUACGACAGUGUCCAAUAUACGCAUUCCUGGGUGAUUUUCGCAAGCCCUCCAGUCACUUACUGGAGCCAGGACGCCAGGGUGACAGCGCAAGUCUUGUAGAUUCUAGUGAAAAUGUCGUACCUUUCGGACGUCGUGUUCUUGUACACAAUCCGCAUUGUCUUUCUAAGAGGGGUGGAGGGCACUGCAUAGAAUGGAAUGGAAUAAACGUCUGCUGCAAACGAGAACGAUGGCGUGAUUUGUUGCACACCGAAGAUGUGAAGGUGUCCCGAGUGCUCACGCUAGUGCUGGAGUCUGGCCGAUCUGUCACUACUUAAACCCUCAUUCACAUCUCGGACAAAGUGAUUUAUUUCAGCGGACACUGCAAUCACUUGAACAAUAAUUUGGUAGUGUUUACUGCUGCUGCUGCUGCUACCAGUAUUUGAGACGAGAGUCGACAUUUCAGACCGACGGUCUUUGCAGUCAUCUCUAGUCAAAUCUGUUGUCAUUUAUCGAAUCUGACAAAGCGAAUCAUUUUGGUGAGACUUAUGAUUCUAAAGGUACACAUUUGUGGACCCACAAUGCAUGGAAAUUAUGAUUUCAAUUGCGUUAUCACGGCACAAUAUUAGGAGUGAGAGUUAAGCAACCCGGACUACUCCAUAGGUAGGCGUCGAUGGACAGUAAAUACACGAAUGCGCAUGCAUCCAUCUACAUAUUUAGCCAUGGACUGACAGCUUGAAUUUCUCGUCAGUUCAACAAUGACCACUGCUACUUAACGAAGACGAAUUUCCUCUGAUUCGCAGUUGCCCCCUCCUCAAUGAAAUUCGGCUUGCUCGAGAAAUUAAAGACUUAACGAUAGAGGUAUGUGUUCUAAGUAUUAUCUCUCUUUAAGCGGACAUUUGCCUGUGUUUUAGGUGAAGGAUAACAGCCGGUUUCACGCCCACAGGAUACUACUAGCGGCUCGUAUCCCUUCUUUGCGAGCAGAACUCAGUGACCCUCUUGAGGAGAAGAAGUCGAUCGUAAGAUGGCCAGGAGUCCCUCUAAGGUACAAGCUUCAUUCCUUCUCUGAUUUUGCUAACUGGUGAUACAUUUUCCAGCAUAGCAACUGCGAUCCUAAAUUACGUUUACACCGGUCAGAUAGAGAUUACGCAAACAAACGCUAAGGGAUUGGUUAUGUUUGCAAAAAUGGUGGGGAUUCCGGCAAUAGAGUAUUGCGGAGUGGAAUUUAUGGGCAAGAGGUAAGCAUUCUCCAUAUAUGAAUGUCAAACUGUCCGAUCUAAAGCCUCAGUUUAGAUAAUCUGGCAGUCACAUGGGACUUUGCCAGAUCUGUGAAUAGCGAAUUGCUGACGAACAAGUGCAUCAGGUUUAUGAGAACCAAGUUUGAGAGCUUUGUGCACAGGGAUUCGUUUAUCUCGUUGUCAGCGGACACUGUGAUCACGUUGCUUCGAUGUGAUAAUCUGGCAGUGAAUUCCGAGGAAGAAGUGUUUGCGGCCAUUUCAAGAUGGGUGUGUUCUGCCUGUAGAGAGGCCAAUAAUGAGAGGCUUAUUUGCAUGCUCCCCUCAUGCUGAGGGAGGUUCGAUGGCUCCAGACGACUAGACAAUUCCGCAGCCGUCUAGGCAAUAGUCAUCCAGUGUUUCAAAAAAGUCUCGAAUGUGCGUAAGUUCAUGCUUCUCAGCCCCGUUAUUAUCUUAUGAAAGUCGACUUAUGCUUCAAGUUGAGCAGUGGAUUGGCGCUGAGGAAAAGGAAAGGCUUCUGUGUCCUUUUAAUCGACGUAUGAGACCUCCGCCAUUUUUUGUUUUCGGGCGGGAUGGACAAAACGGGCCGUCUGUCCUUGGCUUCGAUUCUGACCUGCAGAAGGGAGAAAGAGUUGCUCGCAUGGAAUGGCGACCAUGGGCUUCCUACAGUGUGGUGGGUGGUGAGUGACCUGCGAUUUACGCGGCCUCUUUGAAAGUUUCUGCAUUUUUUUCUGAAUAAAGACACACUCUUUUCGCAGCACAAUUAGCACCACAUAAUGAAUAACACUGUGGUGAUAGGCCCUUCUAGAUCGCCAUGUAUAUUUUCCAGAUCCGCGCAAUUCUGUUGGGCUUGAAUACACUUGAAUCAUAUCCAGAUAAUGAUAGAUGUUUUGUCCGAAUUUAAAGCCCAAUUCCGCAUAUUUUAGUUCAGUAUAUUAAAGGUAAAUGUAGGCUUUGGAUUUUCCGCCUCCCUAUUUCUUAGGAGCCACAAAAUUACGUUCAUAAUGUGGGAAUGGAAAUACAAAAGGAUAACCGAGGGAUUGUCAAAACUGGAUAGAUAAACGAAUUAUUCGAAGUGCUUGGAACCUUGGCAGUACUCAGUCCCUUGUGCAGUAGUCAAUCUAUGGAUAAAUGUUCCACAAAAGAUUUGGUACGAUUUUAGUUAAUAUCAGUAUCCUCGUGCAAUGAAUUUAAGCAAUCAUAAAAUUCAGGAAUGCAAAAGUUUUUCUAAUAACGAAGUAUUAUGACAAUUAUGCACUUUUCAAACGGAACGUCAUGACGAUAUUUGAUGGGUGACAUUAUGAUGUGUAGCAAUAUAAUGAUCCAUCUUGCGUUUAAAAACCUCGACCGACGUGCACAUAACGAUAUCUAAAGGCAGAGCAUUCCAAUCUUCGAGGACGUUUUUGGAGAAGAACUUUCGUGUGUCCAGCCUGGCGCCAGUCACAUGUAAACGGCAGCAGUCUUGACCGCGCAUGAUACAGACUGUUUGUAACAGGUCGAACCCUAGAUGUCUGUAACUCAAAAUAAAAUGUCGCGAUGAAAUAAUCGUGUUUCGUUGGGUAGUAAACCAUGCUUACUAACACUUUUGGUUGCCCGCCAUCGAAAUUCCUGACGGAUACUGAGGUUUUUGGCGGCAUAGGGUUUCCACGCUUUCAUAUCAAAACUCAGCUGCGGCCACACAAACGUAAGAAUGACGUCGGCGAAGCUUUCUCCCAGUAAACACAAAGAAAGCCUGCUUUCCAAGGUUCAGGACUGAUAGCGCGGAUAUGGCUACAGUUGAACACUGCAACGACGGUUUGGGUGAGGCCGUGAACCACAAACAUAAGUCUUUCUGUACACCAAUCUCCUGCAAUUGUACGCCAUUUAGGUUUGCAGUUUUGGUUUCACCAACCCGCAGAGUGCUAUAGUUAGUCGCAUUAAAAUACAAAAGUCAGUCCUGCAAUUAUCUCUCAAGCUGGAUCUUGUUUGCCUGCAAAUGCUUUUCGUCUAAUUCACUUCGGACGACGCUCCAAAUAUAACCUCAUCAAAAUACAAUGGACGACACCGGAAUAAAGUUCACUGACGCAGUCGUUGACGUGAAUCAUGAAGAGGGCAGGACCAAGUACGGUGCCUAAGGGACACCGCCCUGAAUCACUACCUCUGCCGACAUAACAAAUUGAAAGCGACCGAUGAAGAAGCUUGGAAUCCACCUCAGGAAAUUAUUCCUACUGCCUAUUCGAAUCUAUCUGUACAGCAGUCGCUGAUUUGGUACAUUAUCGAAUGCGUUAUUGAAGUCAAAAUGUGCUGCGUGCAGUGCUUUCCGUCCAUCAGUUACCUUAAACCAGCCUCCUAAACAGUAUAACAGUUUUUUACACAUAAUCUGCUUCUUAGGAAUCCGUGAUGGAAAUCGCAUAGCAGAUUAUGCUGCUCUAGUAAGCGCAUUAUCAUUCGCCUAAUGAUAUUUUCCGUUAUUUUACAGCAGUAUAAAGGAGAUCAAUUAGUCCGCACAUAGUUGCUGAGAACUUGCCAACACCAUGCAGUAGUUCAGCCCGUGUAGAUUUCUAGUCGGGAGGUAAAAAGACUCCUUUGAACGAAGUUUGGAGGAGCAUUGACAGCGGUUCGGAUAGUUCUUUGGGGAGCACCUUCGUCAAAUUGGCGUUAAGUCACCUAUGCCAGAUAAUUUUUACUCCUCCAGCGUCAGUUUUUCUUUGCAAACUGAAUUUCGGUGAAAGAAACGACCGAAAUCAUCGGACCUUCCAUAAUGUCACAUGCGGAAGGAAUUAAUUAGCUUUCUUCAGCCCUCUUUUAAUGGAAAAUUAAUGUUCCUCUAUCAGUUGCAUCUACUGCUUUAAAGAACAAAUUUUCCUUCUUAGACAAUGUUGUCAACUUAUUUUUCGUUGAUUUUUACCAGUUUCUAUCAAUUCUAACAGGUAUUCAAAACAGCCAUGCAAUAAGCCUUAUCUAAGCAUUAAUGCAUUUCUUUUCCACCUCUCUGGAAGAGAGAAUUUUUUGUAGUUGGGGGUGGAGAACCAUCUGUUUCAAACACCGUAAAAGAGUUUCUGAUAAAAGAACGUCGCUGGUGUAAACGUGCGCCGCUCGCGGAUGAGCGCCGUUGGCACGCAGCCACAGUCUUUCAGGUCGAUGACAGCGUAGAAGGAAAGAAGGUGUUUAUUGGCGUGUUUGGUGGAUGGAAUUAUACAGGACGUCUCUCCUCUUGCGCGGCCUAUGAUGUUUAUCAAGACAGGUGAGAAGACACUGUCGGUGGAUCGUUGUUAUCUUUUUGCAAAAGUUGUUCUUCUUCGCACUCUCACCUCUUCCAUGCACAACCACGCACAACAUAGGUGGUUCAAACUGCCGAAUAUGCGGGAGAAACGGGACGAACCAGCUGCUGCCUACCUCCCUGGCGAUAGCCGCAUCUUCGUUUUUGGCGGUCAAACUGACUCCUCUCAAAUCCUUGCAUCGGUGGAGUUCUGUCAUUUGCGUGCGGACUGGCGAAGGCAGGCAAUGUCGGUGGACCUUUGGCAGCCAGCUGCCCCAAUGAGAACUGCACGAUGCGGACUCACGGCCACACAUUUUCGGGGAGCAAUCCUGGUCGCUGGUGGCUGUGGUGUUGAUGGAAAAAUACAAAACUCAGUGGAAAUGUUUACAGCGCCAGGCUUCAGGUGCCAGCUCGGCCAAUGGACAGAGCUGGCCGGCAUGAAGGAGCCUCGCUGGCGUUUCGUUCUUCUCACCUGCGCGGACGCGGUUUUUGCUCUCGGUAAUCUCGAUUUUUCAUAUGCAAAGGGGUAUUAA